Messenger RNA from Trichomycterus rosablanca, 1606 nucleotides. It is a transcript of the gene ccdc85a, whose product is annotated as coiled-coil domain containing 85A. The transcript is spliced from 4 exons. The record is from RefSeq and is a predicted model, not a curated record. NCBI's taxonomy places the organism in Eukaryota, Metazoa, Chordata, Actinopteri, Siluriformes, Trichomycteridae. Bases 91 to 1392 code for a protein of 433 amino acids.
UUAGGGCAAAGUGUCGGCGCCGGGUGGAGUGCGUCUCCUAUUCCAGCGGUUGCGGGGCGCCUACUGUGCGCCAAUAAGUCAGCGAAGGUAAUGGAGAAGCCGGGCCAAGCUCAGCUGCAGGCAAGUGCAUCCAAAAUCUCAGAGAGUGCAUCUGAAGAUUUAUCCAAACUCACCGACCAAGAGCUGCAGAAGUGGAGUAAAGAGGAGCUGGUGCGCCGGUUGCGCAAAGCCGAGGCCGAGAAGAUGAGCGCCAUAGUGGAGCAUGGUAACCUGAUCCGAGAGGUAAACCGCAGGCUGCAGCAGCACCUUAACGAGAUCCGAGGACUCAAGGAGGUGAAUCAGAAACUGCAGGAGGAUAACCAGGAAUUGCGAGACCUUUGCUGCUUCUUGGAUGAUGACCGACAGAAGGGCAAAAGGGUUUCAAGAGAGUGGCAACGCCUCGGCCGCUACAGUGCAGGCAUUAUGCGCAAGGAGGUAACACUGUACCUGCAGAAGCUAAAGGAACUGGAGCAGAGACAGGAUGAGGUGCUGAAAGAAAACCUGGAGCUGAGGGAGCUGUGUCUUAUGCUAGAUGAAGACAAGGGCUCUGGUGGUUCAGGAGGCUCGAGAGGCCCUGUUGAAUUUACUGUAGGCCCAGCAGGUUGCAGAAACUCUAUCGACAGCCAAAGUAGCCUUUCUCAUGCUAGUGUUCCUGGACCGGGACUAUUAAGGGAUGUAGGGGAUGGGAGUAGUACCUCCAGUGCAGGCAGCACUGACAGCCCUGAUCAUGUGACACACAAGCAGCAGAUGCUGGCUGGUCCAUCCGGAGGCAGUCAUGACCAUCUUCACAAGUCCCGGGCAGCAGAGGAUAUGCCAAUUCCAGGGCAACGCUGUCGCAGAAGGAGCACCAGUCCAGAGUAUGCUGCCCACACCUUUCCUCAGGUGUGUAGACCUCGCUGCGGCUCCUUCUCCAGCCCCGACCAUAAAGGCUUUCAAAGUCUUAAUCCAGAAAAACAUGGCAAAAGAGGCAGUCUGGAGCAGUUCUCGAAGCACUUGCCAGUUUCUUCUCAGCCUCCUGGUAGCCCUGACCUUUUCCAGAAGCACAGGGCAAGCAUUGGGGGAGUAUGUGGCAUUCCAGAUCCUAAACAGAUACUUUCAGGGACUCCAGAGCACCUUCAGAAGGGUCGUGCGAUUGCAGGAAGCCCUGAGAUGUUGAGGCACCAGUACGGUCCAGAUCACAGCAAGUUUGGCAGCCAUGGCCGAGAUGUAGCACAGAGGAGGUCGGGAGCAGAGGAGCUGUCACCGCAUCACCGGAGCAUCUACAGCGGUAUGAAUGCUUUGAUAUCUGCUGGCUGCUGUACCACCGGCUGUAGAAGUGUAAAGCUUUGGGACGGCAGCUUCGAUGCCUCCUGACUGAUGCCAUUACUGGAUCCAGUGGUGGGUUCCUGGUCCUGCAGGAGCUUUUUACCUGCUGUCUUUUGCACUGAGAGGAAGAACAAACAAGAAACAGAAAGUAAAGAAAAAUGUGAAGAAAAUUGUGCAGCAGUCAGGGUCUUGUGUUUUUUCCACCCCACACUGGUACAGGUUUCCUGUUUCCCUUGUUAAGAGCCCAGCACAACACAUGACU